CACACACUCGGAGGGAGAGGCAGUGUAUGUGUGUGUGUGUGUGUGUGUGUGUGUGUGAGGAUCGUGUGGUGUGUGGAGCUUACUGAAGAGAGGAGUGGAAGAGGAGUGGAGCGGCAGUCUCUCUACCAUGCCCGUGCAGGGAGGAAGGCUGCAGCGCUGUGUGUCUCUCUGUCUCUGGAGCCCGAGUCCUCUGCUGCUGCUCGGACUCUUUUCUCUUCACGCUCAAGCACACGGAAACAUAUUGGACAGUAUGCUGCUGAAAGCGUCCAAUAAGGAGGCUGUGGAGAGUGGGAAGGAGGCGAGUGGCAGCACAGCUCCCGCUUCAUCCUCACAAAGACUGCUGUGGUGUCACUGUUACCAUCACUGUCCUGACGAUUCCACCAAUAACACAUGCAGGACGGAUGGUUACUGUUUCACCAUGGUGGAGGAGGAGGGAGGGGUACCCGUGUUGACUGCAGGAUGCCUCGGGCUGGUCGGAUCAGAGUUUCAGUGCAGGGAUACGGGGAACUCCCGUCAGAGGAGAUCUCUGGAGUGCUGCACGGACCAGGAUUACUGUAAUAAAAACCUGCAUCCCACGCUGCCACCGCUGAAGCCGCCUCUCUAUGUAGAUGGAAAGAUCCACCACUUGGCCUUGCUGAUCUCAGUCACCGUGUGCAGCAUUAUCCUGGCCGUCAUCAUUGUCUUCUGCUACUUCAGGUAUAAGCGACAGGAGUCCCGUCCUCGGUACAGCAUCGGCCUGGAGCAGGAUGAUACCUACAUUCCCCCCGGAGAGUCUCUGAAGGACCUGAUAGAGCAGUCUCAGAGCUCAGGCUCAGGCUCAGGGCUCCCUCUGUUGGUGCAGAGAACGAUAGCCAAGCAGAUCCAGAUGGUGAAGCAGAUAGGCAAGGGGAGGUACGGCGAGGUGUGGAUGGGAAGAUGGAGGGGAGAGAAAGUGGCCGUCAAAGUUUUCUUCACCACCGAGGAGGCCAGCUGGUUCAGAGAGACGGAGAUUUACCAGACCGUCCUGAUGAGACACGAGAACAUACUGGGUUUUAUAGCCGCUGAUAUCAAAGGAACCGGCUCCUGGACUCAGCUCUACCUGAUCACAGACUACCAUGAAAACGGCUCUCUGUACGACUACCUCAAAUCCACCACUCUGGACAGUAAAGCCAUGCUGAGGCUGGCCUACUCAUCCGUGUCGGGACUCUGUCACCUUCACACUGAGAUCUUUGGCACCCAGGGGAAACCUGCCAUCGCCCACAGGGAUCUGAAGAGUAAGAACAUUCUGGUGAAAAGAAACGGGACCUGCUGUAUAGCCGACCUGGGACUGGCAGUCAAGUUUAUCAGUGACACCAACGAGGUAGACAUCCCUCCCAACACCCGGGUGGGUACAAAGCGCUACAUGCCUCCAGAGGUGCUGGAUGAGACUCUGAACAGGAGUCAUUUUCAGUCGUACAUCAUGGCCGACAUGUACAGCUUCGGGCUCAUUCUCUGGGAAAUCGCUCGACGUUGUGUCUCAGGAGGGAUCCUUGAAGAGUACCAGUUACCGUACCAUGAGUUGGUUCCCACAGACCCGUCAUAUGAAGACAUGAGAGAGGUGGUGUGCAUCAAGAAACUACGACCAUCCUUUCCUAACCGAUGGACCAGCGACGAGUGUUUGAGACAGAUGGGGAAGCUGAUGACAGAGUGCUGGGCCCACAGCCCCGCCUGCCGCCUCACAGCCCUACGGGUCAAAAAGACACUUGCAAAGAUGUCAGAAUCACAGGACAUCAAGCUGUGAGCGGAUACUGCCAGGUGUGUGUGGUUUUUUUCCUCACACAUUGAAAGGGCAUUAACUAUCACACUGGCGCUGGUCGAGGCCCCACUUUCUUUUUUUUCGUCCUUAAGGAGACACAGGAAGCAAGAUCAUCGCUCAGAGAUCGGAGGAUCACAAACUUUGAAUGUAGAUGCCUAGAACUCCCCUGUCAUUGAAAAACAUGGAACAGGACUACAAUAGUAAACUUAAACUACAAAGGCCCUACAGAGGCUCUGUGUGGAGUGCCGUUUUCAUUUCAGACUAGUACAAGGACUCUAAAAGCAGCUUCCUGCUCCUGUUGGAGAAAUAGAUUGAAUUUGGCCUUGUAGCUGCAGAGAAACACAAACAAGCUACUGACCAGUGAGUGGAAUAAUCUAUGAGUGCUUUCUGUGAAAGCUACCUUACCUGUAGAUGAAGGUCCGACUGAUAGAACGAAAAGGAUGUGCGUUAUCGCAGCAUGACACCUCCUCUGGAAACACUGACCCUCCACUACUGCCUGUAUGUCGUGAAUUGGACUGAACACUUUUUUUUGUCACUCUUUUUCUGACUGUUUUUGGUUCCAAUGACUGACUGACACUAUGUGACAGAGAGAAAAAAAACAACAAAUGUGUAUUUUGAUGCUUUAAAAGUUCUGUUUAUGCUGGUUAUGUUUGUAGACACUGAAGAAUUUGUGUAUUUUUGAGUUUGGGUCGGUUAGGAAAGUUGCUAACAGAUUUUUCCAUGUAAAAUUCAAACUCUUUAAUACUUAAUGUUGAAAAAAUAAAGUGUUUAUGUCAGAAAUA
This is a messenger RNA of Labrus bergylta (ballan wrasse), 2556 nucleotides long. RefSeq names its product bone morphogenetic protein receptor, type IBa (gene bmpr1ba). The record is from RefSeq and is a predicted model, not a curated record. Gene Ontology annotation, cellular component: signaling receptor complex; plasma membrane. NCBI's taxonomy places the organism in Eukaryota, Metazoa, Chordata, Actinopteri, Labriformes, Labridae. Gene Ontology annotation, biological process: protein phosphorylation; BMP signaling pathway; dorsal/ventral pattern formation. Gene Ontology annotation, molecular function: SMAD binding; ATP binding; transforming growth factor beta receptor activity, type I.